GAAAAACAAAUAUGUGAAACACCCCCACGCGUUGACGUCUUUACGUCAUAAGGAGGCGCCAAACGCUCGAAAACAGGUGCAAGCUAAAAUAAAGUGUAAGCUAAUACACAGUAUGCGGCCAAAGCUAAAGUUAGCUUAACAGCAGUUACAGUCAACUCUCUGCUCCUGAAUAGUUUAAUAGAUGCUAAGUUAUGCAUUUAUAAAUAAAACCUAGAAACAAGAGGCACGUGUCAGCUGGGAAAUAAAUAAAUAAACCGCUUCGAAAUCACGGAGCGCUUUGACGAAUGUCAACACGAAACUGCCGAAGUGAACCAAACUAGUCGCUCUUAAACCAAACUAGUCGCUCUUAAACAACUGCUCAGAUUAAACACGCAGACUUGUGUUUUAACUCUGAGUUAUCAGACUCACCUGAAAACCGACGGCUCAGGUACCGCGAUAAUGGGAAGAACACGUAAGACAGCACAGAGAUAAUCAUGUCACCGCACUGGAACCGGCGCAUGCGCGCUCCGGAGCCAAACGCCACAGGACGAUGAUCCAUCAGCUCAGGCCCAGGACUUGGACAAUGAGUAUGACACGGACUUUGACACCGAGUCAGAUGACAAUGCGGAGGCGCACACGGAGAUGUCCACAGCUGAUGUGUACCUACAGGCCUGCAGGCUGCUGGGGGUGGUACCAGUUUCCUGUUUUAUCCGUAACCUUGACUCCACAACUCUGACGCUCACCCACUAUGGGCUGGGGCCGCUGGGCUGCAAGGCGCUCGCCAUUGCUUUAGUGACUGAUAUGCAUAUAAACACGCUGGAAUUGGCAGACAAUCACAUUCAAGCCGAGGGAGCCAAAUACCUGGGGGAGAUGCUCAAGGCCAACUUCACCGUGCGGCAUCUCGACGUGUCCAACAACUCUCUGCAGUCUGCAGGAGCCGAGUACGUGGCUAAAAUGCUGCUGGAGAACAUUUCAUUAAAAUCUAUUAAAGUUUCAGGAAAUGGAUUUGAUGGUGAUGAUGCAAAAUGCUUAGCAAAUGCCUUGUCAAGCAAUUCAAGAAUUAAGGAGCUCGACCUGAGUCAUAACAAGUUUAGUGGAAAAGGAGGGGAGUAUUUAGGACAACUCUUGGCAAACAACGAAGGCCUGGAGGUGCUGGACAUGAGCUGGAAUCACCUUAGAAUGAAAGGGGCCGUGGCUUUUUGUGCUGGACUUAAGGUGAAUAUGAUGCUGAAACACCUUGACCUGUCCUGGAACGGCUUUGGGAACGAGGGCGCCCUGGCCAUGGGAGAGGCCCUGAAGUUCAACAACACCCUGGUGUUCCUCAACCUCAACAACAACCGGCUGACCAACGAAGGCGUCAGCAUGCUGUGCCGCGGCCUGGAGUUCAACGACGCGCUUCGAGUGCUGCUGCUGGCUUACAACUCUAUAACAGUGGAGGGGGCGCUGGCCUUGGUGGAGCUGGUCAAGAACACGGCGAAGACUGCUCUGGAGGAAAUAAACAUAUGUAACGUGCUGGUGAAUGAAACCUUCGUGCAUCUGCUGGAGGAAACGUGUCAGGAGCAUCCUGGGCUGGAUGUGCAGUACGGAGGAGUGGGAGGCUUCAUCGCUAAGAAGCCCCCUAAACGCGUGGAUCCAAUGAAAAUCAUACAGGAUUACUUGGAUCAGCGCAAGCUUCGCCUGUGGGACUUCUUUCGAAACAUAGACAAAGAUGGCACCAUGCAUGUGCCCGUGGCCGACUUCAGGAAGGCAGUGCAGCAAUCGAGCAUCCCUCUGGAGCGAUACCAGAUCGAGGAGCUGAUUCUGAGGCUGGACCGCGAUGGGACGGGAAUCGUAGACUACAGGGGCUUGGCUGACACGAGGAAGCAGAUGAUGAGGGAUCACCGGCGCCAGCUGCGGAAGGUGGAGUCGCGUCAGAAGAAGGAGAAGCAGAAGAGCGAGCGCAUCCUGAAGACCUUCCAGAGCGCGGUGGAGGCCGUCACGCCCCACGGCUCCCUGGUCCUCUCCCCGGGAGCGGCCAGGGAGGACCCGGGCGGCCUGCAGCCCUUCUCCGCCACCCCCCUCAGCUCCUGGCACCACGUGCUCAUGUCCAGCAGCAGCCGCUACUCCGUGGCCAACCUGAGCAGCGAGCGCGUCCACCUGCCGCCGCUGGGCCGUCCCAGCAGCUCGCCGGCCGCGCGCCGCCGCUCGCAGCCCGACCUGCUGGACGGCGCCGCUCGCUCGGCGCUCAGCAAGUCCAUCUCCGCUCUGGGCGUCCGCUCGGACCCGGACAUGGGCUUCAGGAGGCUGAGCCCCGCUGCCAACCACCUGACCGUGUCCAGGCCGGCUCUGAACCCCACGCAGCCUCCGGCCACGGCCAAGAAAGUGAGGAAGAAGAAGAAGAAAGCUAGUAAACAAACCAAAUAACACCGACUGACACUUGAGUUUUGGCUUUUUUAUUAUAGAUCAUCAAAUAAAGUGCACUUGAACCGCUUCUCGUCUUUCUUUCACACUGACACGAGC
Messenger RNA from Betta splendens (Siamese fighting fish), 2478 nucleotides. Its product is annotated as leucine-rich repeat-containing protein 74A. Bases 622 to 2382 code for a protein of 586 amino acids. Gene Ontology annotation, molecular function: calcium ion binding; protein binding. NCBI's taxonomy places the organism in Eukaryota, Metazoa, Chordata, Actinopteri, Anabantiformes, Osphronemidae. The record is from RefSeq and is a predicted model, not a curated record. The transcript has 14 exons.